UGAGCGAGGGAGCCACGAGGAAGGAGAGCGCGCCCGCCGCCGCCGCCGCCGCCGCCGCCCUCCUCCGGAGACAGGCUGGAGAGAGGCUGUGUGAAGCGCCGCAUUUCAAUGAGGAGCGGCCGAGGCACGUCCCUGCACUAGCGGCCGCAGCCCAGACGCCCGCGCUCCAGCCGCCGUCGCCGCCCAGCCCCGGCCCCGCCGCCGCCCAGCCGCCCGCAGCCCGGCCGCGCCCAGCCCGGCGAGGACAGCACCAGGAGGCGCCCCGAGCGCGGCCACAAAGACCCCCGGCGGCGUCUCUCCGCGGACCGGUUCAACUUUCGUCCCAUCAUGUCCUUCGGCAGAGACAUGGAGCUGGAGCACUUUGAUGAGCGGGAUAAGGCGCAGAGAUACAGCAGAGGGUCGCGGGUGAACGGGCUGCCCAGCCCCACGCACAGCGCCCAUUGCAGCUUCUACCGAACCCGCACGCUGCAGACCCUCAGCUCUGAGAAGAAGGCCAAGAAAGUUCGCUUCUAUCGAAACGGAGAUCGAUACUUCAAAGGGAUUGUGUAUGCCAUCUCCCCAGACCGAUUCCGAUCUUUUGAGGCCCUGCUGGCUGAUUUGACCCGAACUCUGUCAGAUAACGUGAAUUUGCCCCAGGGGGUGAGAACAAUCUACACCAUUGAUGGGCUCAAGAAGAUUUCCAGCCUGGACCAGCUGCUGGAAGGAGAGAGUUAUGUCUGUGGCUCAAUAGAGCCCUUCAAGAAGCUGGAGUACACCAAGAACGUGAACCCCAACUGGUCGGUGAACGUCAAGACCACCUCCGCGUCCCGGGCCGUGUCCUCACUGGCCACCGCCAAGGGGAGCCCUUCGGAGGUGCGGGAAAAUAAAGAUUUCAUUCGGCCCAAGCUGGUCACCAUCAUCCGAAGUGGGGUGAAGCCGCGGAAGGCUGUCAGGAUUCUGCUGAACAAGAAGACGGCUCACUCCUUUGAGCAGGUGCUCACCGACAUAACCGACGCCAUCAAGCUGGACUCGGGAGUGGUGAAGCGCCUCUACACCCUGGACGGGAAGCAGGUGAUGUGCCUUCAGGACUUUUUUGGUGACGAUGACAUUUUUAUUGCAUGUGGACCGGAGAAGUUCCGUUACCAGGAUGAUUUCUUGCUAGAUGAAAGUGAAUGUCGAGUGGUGAAAUCCACUUCCUACACCAAAAUAGCUUCCUCCUCCCGCCGGAGCACCACCAAGAGCCCAGGACCUUCCCGGCGCAGCAAAUCCCCGGCAUCCACCAGCUCAGUUAAUGGGACCCCCGGUAGUCAGCUUUCAACUCCGAGAUCGGGCAAGUCUCCGAGCCCAUCACCCACCAGCCCGGGAAGCCUGCGGAAGCAGAGGAGUUCCCAGCAUGGCGGCUCCUCCACUUCGCUGGCAUCCACCAAAGUCUGCAGCUCGAUGGACGAGAACGACGGACCUGGAGAAGGCGAAGUGUCGGAGGAAGGCUUCCAGAUUCCAGCCACAAUAACAGAACGAUAUAAAGUCGGAAGGACAAUAGGAGAUGGCAAUUUUGCUGUUGUCAAGGAGUGUGUAGAGAGGUCAACUGCUAGGGAGUACGCCCUGAAAAUUAUCAAGAAAAGCAAGUGUCGAGGCAAAGAGCACAUGAUCCAGAAUGAGGUGUCUAUUUUAAGAAGAGUGAAGCAUCCCAAUAUCGUUCUCCUGAUCGAAGAGAUGGAUGUGCCAACCGAACUGUAUCUCGUCAUGGAAUUAGUGAAGGGAGGCGACCUCUUCGAUGCCAUCACUUCCACUAACAAGUACACCGAGCGAGACGCCAGUGGGAUGCUGUACAACCUGGCCAGCGCCAUCAAAUACCUGCACAGCCUCAACAUCGUCCACCGGGACAUCAAGCCGGAGAACCUGCUGGUGUAUGAACACCAAGAUGGCAGCAAAUCGCUGAAACUGGGCGACUUUGGGCUGGCCACCAUCGUAGACGGCCCCCUGUACACCGUCUGUGGCACCCCGACAUACGUGGCUCCAGAAAUCAUUGCAGAGACUGGAUACGGCCUCAAGGUGGACAUCUGGGCAGCUGGUGUCAUCACUUACAUCCUGCUGUGUGGCUUCCCUCCGUUCCGUGGGAGCGGUGAUGACCAGGAGGUGCUUUUUGAUCAGAUUCUGAUGGGGCAAGUGGACUUCCCUUCUCCGUAUUGGGAUAAUGUUUCUGAUUCUGCAAAGGAGCUCAUUACCAUGAUGCUGUUGGUGGAUGUUGAUCAGCGAUUUUCAGCCGUGCAAGUCCUUGAACAUCCCUGGGUGAACGAUGACGGCCUCCCAGAAAAUGAGCAUCAGCUGUCAGUAGCAGGAAAGAUAAAGAAGCAUUUCAACACAGGCCCCAAACCGAACAGCACAGCAGCUGGAGUUUCUGUCAUAGCAACCACCGCUCUUGAUAAGGAGAGGCAGGUUUUCCGACGAAGACGCAACCCGGAUGUGAGGAGCCGGUACAAGGCCCAGCCUGCUCCGCCUGAACUCAACUCGGAAUCGGAAGACUACUCCCCAAGCUCCUCCGAGACUGUUCGCUCCCCAAAUUCACCCUUUUAAUAAGAAGUCCUAGCUUAACCCUUUGAGACUCUGAGAUUUUUUUUUUUUUCCAAAUUUAUGUAAAACGGUUUCAUCUGAUCUCCCUAGCACUCAAUGCUUGAACAGCCGAGCAGAAAAGUGUGUGUUCUGGGGUCCUUGUACUGAGUUCCCUUUGCUGAAUGAGACAAUGACAUGCUGUUGGUGAAGAUGGCAACUUGCUACUGAUCAGGUCCUCAAAGGGUUAAGGCUGUUUUGCAACUUUUUUAAACAGAGAAGCAAUGAAUGUUUUCAUCAGUCAAGCUAGGCUCUGCAGUAUGUAAUAUGGCACUUGUUAACCCUCUGAGUAUACAGGGUUCUGUGGAGAACCUUGGGGGAUUUUUUAGGCCUUUGGAUUUAUAUUCACAUGUUUCUUGAUCUUGCUACAGAUCAGGGGGUGUUAAUAUAUGCCGAGAGGUCCAGACAAGAAGAGCGUCUAGAACGAUAUCUUGCUUGUCCUUUUUUCUGGGUUUAGAACCUGGCAAGUUCAUAACUUAAGCAUCAGCAUCCUCUCUCCUCUUCAGAAUCCUAUUAAGAAAGGGACUCUCUUCACUGGAGGUCUUAACUGUCAGCUGCCCUGAGUCCUGCAUUCUGAGUGGAGGGUCUUGGGUCUGCAGCCAACAGCCUUUGACCCAGGAAAUAGACGAUGUCCCCUCCCUGAAACUGUCUCCAUAGGAAGAUGUGCUGAUGAUGCCCCAGAAAUGCUGCUUCCACUUCAGCUGCUGCUACUGCCAGCACAGACCCUUGUCACCGUAACUUGUCCUGUGCUUGGUGAGUGAGGGUCUGCUUGCUCAGUAUGAGACAUCUACAGGAAAAAAAAAAAAAAAAAAAAACAAAACCGGUGGAAAAGAGCAAUAAAUUUCCAGGUGCUCUAUAGGGCUGGAACUUGCAACAGAAAGAGGCAACAAGAUCCUGUUCUUUUUCUCACCCGCCUUUUCAUGCAUUUCUGUCUUCAGUGUGAAAUUCACAUGGAGUAUGAAAUCCACACACAAGAGGAGCUCUGGGGUACCAGGGACCAGAGGCAAGUGCUUUGCAAGGUGACUGAGAAAGCAGAGUGGGCAAUCUAGAAUGUUCUAAAAAUGAGUUUGAAAGAAAUAACCAUCAGUAAGAUAAUUUCACCUGCACCGUUAGGUUAUCUACAUAUAGCCUCCCAGGGAGAACAGGAUAGGAGACCCAGAAGGCACCCCUGGAGGGAAACUUUCAUUCCCUAAGACGGCCUUUUUAUAGGGCUAUCUUCACCUGUCCACAAGGAGAUGCUUGCUGUUUUCUCUCUUUGGGCCGAGUUCUGUUCAACAUCUCUAUUUUAUUCCUGUUACAAAUCUUUCUCCUUAGCCUUGUGCUUCAAGCUGCUUCUGGAAUGUGUUACCUUCGGAAUGGGGGCCAGCUGCUGCCUAGAGUUACUGCAUUGCUUUAAGGAAGUGGCUGGCCACAGUGUCUGAGGGCAGGUGCGCAACUCAAACGUUCUCCCAAGUUUGCUCGGCACUGUGGCGCAGGAGAUAACCAGUGAGUGAUAGCUCGUGAAAUCUGCAUCUUGGUGGCCGAACAUUACUCUUUGUCUCUGCUUUGGAAUACACUUCAAAUAUCUGAACAUCUUGAAAUUUGUAUAUGAUGUAGUUCUUUAUUUUUAAAUACACAUUGGUCUUCGAUGGCUGCUUUUUACUCUUUAAUUCAUAGGCAUACGGUCUACAUUAGUACAGAGUUUUAAAUCACAGCACGUCAUGGCUUUUGCAACAUAGUCCCCUCGGUUUUUGGCUCUUCCAUGUUUAGGUUUAUCUCUUUGGUCUAUGUUGUAAAUGACCCAUGUAAACUUUAGAUCAUUUUAUUGAGAGUCCCUCCCCCUCCUUUUUAGACAGUCUUGAAAUCUUAACACACAACAUCGCAAAGAAGCACCGAUCUGUUGGGUUUGGGGGAAGGAGGGGGAGCGAAGAACACCAGGAAGGGUGUGGUGUGUAGGCAGUUUCCCUGUCGGUCAAGUACCCUGAACUGGUCAGAAGUUACUGCUUUCUCUAGAACAUCAGAGCAAAGCACUAUUCUAAGUAAGACUAAGGAGUGGGUACAUAGCUUGGCCUCAACUCUGAAUGUGUGAAUAUAAAAAAAAAAUCCCAUGGGCAGAGACCUACCUGCAGGAGAUGGUCACUUUUGUUUCUCUGAAUUACUGCUUUUCCCACGAGCAUUAUGUGUAUUGCUCCAGCGUCUAGUGUACAGACCUUUCAGUGCAUGGCCGUUUUCCAUCCAAGUCUUGAAGGACUGUGGCCCGUGUGAAGCUGUGGCAUGUUUCCCAGAACACUGCAGAGGGGCAGCUCAGAAGAAUGCAGGGCCAUUCAGCAUGGGGACCCCAGCGCAUCGCUGUAGAAUUUGAGUGAUCUAUGCUGAAUAAAGAGAGGAAUGUGACCUGUCAAGUAGAAAUAUUGAGUAAUCAGAUGGAAUGCAAUCUUUUCAGCAUGAAGCUAUCGAGAUCCUGAAUGUCAGAGACGUACUCAGAGGGUUAACAGACAAGCACAAGGCAUGCUGAUUACGUGGGUAUACCCAGACUGCUUUGCUUUUAGCCAGUGCUUUCUAAUUUUUUUCAUGACAUUCUUGGGAUAGUUCAAGUUUGAAAUAAUUAAGUGGUGGUGUUCUUUAAGGAAUUUCUAUAACCAAAUUGAUCUUAUUUUUUAUUUCACUUUAUUAUAGAAUAAAUAUGUAUCAUUAUGGCAGUGUACCUCUGUAAUUAUCAAUUUAAUCCUUGCCACAAGUGUCUCCAUAUUUUUUCUUCUAAGUAUUUAAUAUAGCUCUUACGGUGGUGGCCUGGUGAUGGCGACUGUCUUUCCUCUAUUGAUACAUGACCCACCGUACGGUAUUUUCAAGGGGAUUUUAAGAUUCAUUUUGUUUCAGUUUGGUAGUAGACUAGUUAAGGAAAAACUCAUUAUUUGCAUCGUGUAAACCAUCUCUGUAGAUGAGAACUGUUCAUACUGAUGAACACACUUUUUCUUGACAUCGUAGCAGAAAUCAUUUUGUCAUAAUCAAUGAAUAUGUGAUUUGCUCCAGAUCAUUAGAAGGAAAAGUAAGAUUUCAGUUAUUGAAAAUGUUUUUACUGUAGCCCUCAUCUAACUUACACGUGGUGCAUACUAAAAUUAACAGAGAAAAAAAUGCAAAUAAACCGCUGAAAACACUUGGUGUUUUGUAUUCAGUGAGAACUUCCUCGAACCUACUCAGCACCCCCAUGGGUGGUGGCUAACGGGCCCAUCAUAUAUUGUUGAAAGAAAGCAAUAUAUCCAUGAAUGAAGGCUAAAAUUGCAAUCCUUUACCCUCUGAGGCAUAUUUCAGUUGGGAACAAACAAAAAGAAAAAUUGGCUUAGCUUAGAGGGUCACCGAGCUGCUGUAUGACCAAGGCUCACGCACAUUAAAUCAUGGUUGUUUGCUGGCCAGCAGUGCCCAUUAGACAACUCUUUUCCUCGCACUGAAGGGCAAUUGUGCUUGAGGGAGAGCGUUAAUAUUAUUGUGUUGCCUGCUAGCCCUUCUCUGAGUCAGGAUCUGUCAGCAUUUCCAUGAUAAACUUCUAAUUUCAGAGGUUUUUAAUUUGACCAUAAAAAGGUGCCCCAGGCUGAAGUUUGCUAUAUAGAGGGCCUGUUCCAAAGAGUGAAGGUUCGCUUCCUUCUUUUCUUUGCCCAGUUCUCCCCAGGAAAGAACAGCCAAAAAAUCUGGUAUGUCCCCUCCUUCACUGUAAUUUUAGAAUGUUGGAAAGCACCAAGAUCCAAGGUGGUAGUGAAUUAUUCAUUGGGAUGUGGGUUUAAAAAAAUUAACGAGUCACCUGGCACAUAUUGUAGAUAACAUAUCUUUUCUAUAAUCUGUAAAUCAUUAAUUUUUUAAAUUGCUACAUGACUUUUUUUGGGGUGGGGUGGGGAGUACAGUCAAAGAUUUUUUUCAAACUUGAAGUUGGUCUGCUCAAGGGUUAGCCUUUUCUGCGUGUUGUCUGCCAUUUCCAUUAGGGGUUUGGGAAACAUACUCUCAGAAAGACCCUUAUUUUGCAUGCAGUGAUAGAGGGUCAGAUAUUUACUUCUUUGGGAAAUACGGAUUUCUUUAUUUAAUCAAAUUUCAUGAAGCCAUGUGAAGGAAAAUAGUGAUUAAAAGCACUUCCAAAAUUAACAUUUUUGUCAAUUCAGAUAUGAUAAGAACACGUGAAUACUUCACACUUUGUUUUAAAGACAAAAAAAAAAAAUUAACAAAACUUGAGGACACAUUUGAUCCCUGCAAAUGUG
Messenger RNA from Phacochoerus africanus (Common warthog), 6806 nucleotides. RefSeq names its product doublecortin like kinase 1 (gene DCLK1). Gene Ontology annotation, molecular function: microtubule binding; ATP binding; protein kinase activity. Lineage: Eukaryota; Metazoa; Chordata; Mammalia; Artiodactyla; Suidae. The transcript has 17 exons. The record is from RefSeq and is a predicted model, not a curated record. Gene Ontology annotation, cellular component: neuron projection; axoneme. The coding region runs from base 328 to 2553 and encodes 741 amino acids. Gene Ontology annotation, biological process: axoneme assembly; intracellular signal transduction; protein phosphorylation.